AUGUGUGAUGUGAAUAAAGAGUGUGUUUGGUUGUUUAGGGCAAAAGAGGAAAGAAAGAGUAAGGAGAUGGUUUGUAGGUUGCUUGAUUUGUAUGGUGAGAGUUCUGCUCCAAUGGGGUCAAGGUUAAGGCUGCAAUUCACAAAACAAAGAGUGUUCAGAGAAAGUCUUAAAUUAGAAGAAUAUAUAGGCCACACACGUGUUGUUAGUGGGGUCUACCUGAAGAUAACUCCACAUAAAUGGAGCAAGGAUCCACUCAGAUCCAUGACUAUGUAUCUGAGUGUGGGACAUGAAGAUGAUAAUGCCAAUGGUCUAGGUAUGCAGGAGUGGUAUUACUGGGGUGGGUUUCUGACACGUGUACUGGAGUCCACAGGGGGUUUAAAGUGGUACUCCCCGUACUGGAACAAGUCGGAAAAUUGA
Sphenostylis stenocarpa is the source of this 417-nucleotide messenger RNA. NCBI's taxonomy places the organism in Eukaryota, Viridiplantae, Streptophyta, Magnoliopsida, Fabales, Fabaceae. The record is from the annotation of a GenBank genome assembly.